Stomoxys calcitrans (stable fly) is the source of this 1594-nucleotide messenger RNA. RefSeq names its product lipase 3. Gene Ontology annotation, molecular function: hydrolase activity, acting on ester bonds. The transcript has 4 exons. Bases 33 to 1406 code for a protein of 457 amino acids. The record is from RefSeq and is a predicted model, not a curated record. NCBI's taxonomy places the organism in Eukaryota, Metazoa, Arthropoda, Insecta, Diptera, Muscidae.
UCACUUUAAGACACUAAACAAUCAAGACUAAAAUGACGGUUACGCGAAAUUUCAUGAUUCCUCGACGAGUUUUUGUUUUACUCUUCGUAAUUACGGCCUGCUGUUGUAGUUCAGUGGCUAGUGCAGACGAUGCUUGGUCCUUUAAAUUGGGCAACAUAAAUUUAUUCGAUAUACCCAAAUUUCCCGCAAAUGUUUUUGAUGCCGGUUCUGCUAAGAUUCAACGUCAUGUUGAGGAUUCCAUGAAAUCCUUAUUGGAUGAUGUUUCCAUUGAUCCGGAUAUAAUAGAGGAUUCAAUGUUGAAAACGCCGGAUUUAGUACGAAAAUAUGGUUACCCUUCAGAAGUGCAUCAUGCCGUUACAGAUGAUGGAUAUAUUUUGGAAAUACAUCGCAUAGCCAAUCCUGGAGGCAUGCCAGUGCUAUUGACACAUGGCCUAUUGGAUUCUUCGGCCACUUGGGUUAUGAUGGGACCCAACAAGGGUUUAGCUUAUCUGCUCUAUGAGAAAGGCUACGAUGUAUGGAUGACCAAUGUCCGUGGUAACACAUAUUCCCGCAAUCACACCAAAUAUACCACAAAACAUGCUGCCUUCUGGGAUUUCACAUUUCAUGAGAUGGGCAAAUAUGAUUUGCCAGCCAGUAUUAACUAUAUUUUGGAUUUGACCUCGGAAAAGCAGUUACACUAUAUUGGCCAUUCUCAGGGCACCAUGACCUAUUUCAUUAUGUGCAGCGAAAGACCGGAAAUGUGUGAUAAGGUGCUAUUAAUGCAAGCUUUGGCCCCGGUGGCUUUUCUUAAACAUGCCAAGAGUCCAGUAGUGGAAUUUUUGGCCUUCUUCCAGGAACCAAUAGCAUUGUUGCUGAAAAUGAUUGGCGCCCAUGAGUUUUUACCCAGCAACGAGUUCAUAACACUGCUCAAUCAAAUUGUCUGCGACGAGGAUUCUUUCACUGAGGAAAUCUGUUCGAAUGUCAUGUUCCUUGUAGCCGGUUUCGAUAAACAGCAAAUGAAUGAGACCAUGUUGCCCGUCGUUCUGGGACAUGCCCCUGCCGGAGCAGCUACCAAACAAAUGCAGCACUAUGGCCAAUUGAAGCGUAGCGGUUAUUUCCGUCAAUAUGAUUACGGCUGGAUACGCAAUCAUUGGCGUUAUGGCACCAUAAAUCCUCCAGAGUAUAAUUUGGAAAGUGUCCAAACCAAAGUAGCCCUUCAUUAUUCGCUAAACGAUUGGUUGUCCACACCCCAAGAUGUCGAGACGUUACGGCGCAAGCUACCCAAUGUGGUGGGCAAAUUUCAGGUCAAUAAUCCCAAGUUCAAUCAUUUGGAUUUUGUUUGGGGCAUGGAUGCCCAAGAGGUGUUGUACAAUAAAGUCUUUGCUUUGAUGGAGAUGACUGAAAGAGGAGAUUUUAAUGAUAUGUAAAGGUGGUCGAUCGGUCACUGGUCGGGCGACCAUUUGUUAAUAGUAUUUAAAUAGUUUUAGUGAUAUUAAAUUAUUGUAAAAUAUAUAUAUUGUUUUUGUAUAUGCCUUUAUGAACAAAACUACAGUGAUGUGUGGAUGCUAUUAGAUUUAAGGAUGUAAUAAACAAGAAAUAAUCAAAACAAUAAAAA